CUUCACUGUUUGGCCUCAUAACGACUCCCGCCGUCAGCGUGACCCGGCCAGGUGUGAAGUCUAAGGUUGAAUUUAGUUCGAUCUCGGUUGCGAUGGACCUGGUGGUUGUAUAUCUACUCACCCUUGUCAUAGGCUUAUUACUCUGGCUACUUUACCAGAAAUGGUCGAGCAAUCGAAAAUGCCCUCUACCCCCGGGGCCCUCUGGUGUGAGGGUGUUCUCAGAGAUUAUCAGCGCCCUCCAGUCUCAGAGGGUCCACUUGUCGGCGGAGAAAUGGGCCCAGAAGUAUGGCGAUAUGUUUUCUGUGAACGCCGUCGGGAAGACGAUGGUGUUUUUGAACACAUCCGAAUUGGUCCGAGAAGUCAUGAACGGUGCGGACUACAAAGCAGUCACCAACGACCGACCCGCGACGUUCUUCGGUAAAUACGUGGCCAACAACUAUAGUAACAUCACAGAGUUCGUGACGUACGACAGCACGUUGGUGUAUUUCAGGAAAAUGUUCCACAACUCCCUGAAACUUUACGGGGACGGGGUUCACAGUUUUGAAGCCUUGGCGUUAGAUGAGCUCCAAAACGUUGGCCACAAUCUCAGGACGUCUUUCGGAAAUGUUGACAUGGAAACAGUGUUUUCGGAGUCACUUUUACGUGUCAUUCAUAUCCUGAUAACAGGCGAGAGUGCCGACAGGGAGAGUGACAUCAUAGAUAACAUGAGGAACUACAACUUGUGGGGUAAUCGCCUGAACGGCUUCGACGUCCAGACGGUGCUCGCAGCGUUCCCUCUGUUGAGGCACUUCCCGAUCAAACAUGGCCGCAUCUGGCAGAACGCUGUCAAGUAUAGGGAUGCCGUGGCUCGAGUAUUUGUCAAGGAUCGGAAGAAGCGAGACACCCCCGGGGACGACCUGGGUGGGGUGGUGUCGGUGCUGCUGCAGGAGCAGAGACGGAAACAGCAGCAGGCAGGUGCUCGGGGACUCACGGAUGACGAGAUAUCCGCCAUCACGCUCGACAUGAGUGCGGCAGCAUACCUGACUUCGAAAGGGGCUCUUGUAGGGAUGUUCCUGUCGUUUCUGCAUUACCCACAUAUUCAGGAAAGGAUAUAUAACGAGAUCGCGGCCAAAAUAGGAACUCGUCACCCUGUCAUUGAGGACCGCUCCAGUCUUCCUUACACCGAAGCAACAAUUCUAGAAUUGCUGAGGUACAUCAGUCAUGCGGUGCUGGGAGUUCCACACUGCUGUAGAGAGGACAUUGAAGUAAGGGGUUUCACCAUUCCAAAGAACGCUAUGGUGGUUCCUAACCUGUGGUACAUUCACCACGACGAGGCUGUGUGGGGAGACCCGUGGAAGUUCCGCCCGGAGAGGUUCCUACGAGAUGACGGGACCCUCCUGGGCGGGGAACACCCCCUCAGGCGGAAUCUACUGCCGUUUGGAACCGGAAGACGUCAAUGUCCUGGCGAAACCCUUGCGAGAUCGAGGCUCUUCCUGUACGUCACGUUCCUGUUACAGCGCUUUGUGUUUCUGCCACCAGAGGGCGACACUCUCCCACCUCUUGACCCGAGUCUAUGGAACCCUGGCAUUAUCAUUCAGCCGCCGAAGUUCACCUGUAGGAUCGCUUGUCGUCAACAGACGUGAGCAAGCGCUCCCUUCUUAUAGAUACUUUUUGUAGUGUUGGAUUUGAUUUGCCAUCUUCAGAUAAAUAACUAAAUAAUAAGAAAUGA
Haliotis rubra (blacklip abalone) is the source of this 1708-nucleotide messenger RNA. Its product is annotated as steroid 17-alpha-hydroxylase/17,20 lyase-like. Bases 93 to 1622 code for a protein of 509 amino acids. Lineage: Eukaryota; Metazoa; Mollusca; Gastropoda; Lepetellida; Haliotidae. The record is from RefSeq and is a predicted model, not a curated record. Gene Ontology annotation, biological process: hormone biosynthetic process; progesterone metabolic process. The transcript has 6 exons. Gene Ontology annotation, molecular function: steroid 17-alpha-monooxygenase activity; heme binding; iron ion binding.